Vitrella brassicaformis is the source of this 2474-nucleotide messenger RNA. The record is from the annotation of a GenBank genome assembly. NCBI's taxonomy places the organism in Eukaryota, Vitrellaceae.
GGAAGGGAGGGGCACCGCCCAAAGCACCUCCAUAUCUUUUGCUUCACUCGUCUUAUCUGUAUCGCCUCAAUUUUUCGCUUCUCGCUGUGAUCAUGGACCGUCUGAGCGUGAUAAGCGGCCACCUGUCUUCCUCGGCGCAGCCAGCUCCCGCCACGAGCACCACGCCCUCAUCUCCCACACGCAGUGGUCGCAAGAGCGCCCUGGUGGACCCCCUGCAGUUCAUGCAGCUCGACGCCAUGCUUAGCGCCGGGGAGCGGUCUUUGCGGCAGAGGGCCAGGCGUGUGCUGGAGGAGGGGCGGGACGACAAGCUGCUCAACGAGCUCUAUGAGAGGGCGGAGUUCUCGCCCGCCCUCGUGGACCUCGCCAAACAACUGGGACCCGCCGGACUGCAGAUCAAGGGCAACGGUGAGGGGGGCAAGGAGGGAAUAAGGCGUGUCAGUCUGUACGCCCAUUCUGUCUUUCUGUCUGCCUGCCUCCCUGUCUGUCUGUGUUGAUUGAGUCAGGUUGCCCUGGUCUGACUCAGAGUGAGACGCUGGUGCUGGCCAUAGAACUGGGCCGCCUCGACGCGUCGUUCGCCACCUUCUACCUGGUGCACAGCGGACUCGCAAUGGCCUCCAUCAAUGUCGCAGGCACGCCCGAGCAGAAGGCCAGGUGGCUGCCACGCAUGGCCAGGUACGAGCUCAUCGGCGCCUUCGGCCUCACCGAGCCUGACUACGGCAGCAACGCCACUGGCCUGCAGACAACUGGUGAGCACACACGCCCGUCACUGUGGACUAUUCCACGUUCCUGAGUCACUGUGGGCUUGUUGUCACUCAACUCACUGUCGUGCAGCUCGGAAAGUGCCCGGCGGCUGGGUGCUGAACGGGCACAAGCGUUGGAUCGGCAAUGCGACCUUCUGCGACAUCAUCGUGGUGUGGGCGCGCGACACGGCGAGCAACGCCAUCAAGGGCUUCGUGGUGGAGAAGGGCAUGAAGGGCUUCAAGCCACACAAGAUCGACAACAAGAUGUCGCUGCGGAUCGUCCAGAACGCCGACUUCGUUCUGGACGAGUGCUUCGUCCCAGAGGACAACCACCUCUCGGCCGCCAAAAAGUUCUCAGGUGCGUCAGUCAGUCAGUCACCUCAGCCUGCGCGGGCCUCACGAGUGUGAUCGAUCUGCAAAGGAGACGUGUGCUGCUUGCCUUGCGUGUGCGGCAGAUGGUACUCAGAUGGUGUUGGAGUCGUCGCGGGCUGUAGUGGCGGCGAGCGCGGCGGGCUGCCUCCUCGGUGAGUGAGCCCUUCGGUCGGUCGAUCGGCCGAUGGCGACCACGACAAGAGAGAGAUAGAGCACUUUGGUGCCGGCGCAUGUGUAUGUCGGCUGUGCGCUCUGCGUGUGUGCAGGUGCGUAUGAGCGAGCGCUGCAGUACUGCAUGGACCGCACCCAGUUCAACAAGCCCCUGGCGUCCUUCCAACUCGUCCAGGAGAGACUCAUGCGCGCACUCGGACACCUACAGGCAAGCAAUCAAUCAAUGGGUGGACAGACGAACGGACACAGGACAGAAACCUCUCAUUCGCUCUCGCUCUCUCUGUGUGUGGUGCGUGCAGGCCUCCAUUCUGACGGUGAUUCGCCUCGGUCGCAUGAUGGACGAGGUCAGCCAGCACAGCACAGCACCCACACAACCACACCAACACAACAAAGUCAUCCACAGACAGACAGACAGACAGAUCGACCGACCGACCAAAUGAAUGCCAUUUGUGUGUGUGUGUGCAGGGCCAGGCUACGAUGGCCCAGAUAGCGUUGGCCAAGGCCUGGGUGACCCGCACCGCCCGCGAGGCCGUGGCGCUGUGCCGGGAGGUCGUGGGGGGCAACGGCAUCAUAUCCGACUUCGGCACCAUCAAGCCCCUCAUGGACCUGGAGGCCAUCUACACCUACGAGGGCACGUACGACGUCAACAUGCUCAUCGCCGGCAGACUCGUCACGGGGCUAUCAGCCUUCGUCUAGCUCUUGUGCAGGUCUGCCCAUCCAUCCAUCCAUCCAGGAAUUUUAUCCUUGGUGUAGUCGACGCAGGCCGCCGGCAGCUCUGUGAGCGAGUCGGCGGCCAUGCGUGCGUGUGGCCUUUUUCUCGGUUAUCUGUUGUUAGUGUAAUAAUGUUGUGUCUGUCUGUUCGAAUGUGUCUGUGUCUGUGUCGGUCGCCGGCCGCUUUGUGGCCAAGCUACUUUUCCCGGAAGGCGUCACGAGGCUGCGUGGGUUUGUGUGUGUCUUUCUCUCUCACAAUGACUGCGUUGUAUGUAUGUCAACUGACAUGCGUGGGUGUGGUGUGUGGUGUGCGCGAGCAGGGGGCGUGGAGAGACAUGCCAUCCCCCGGUCGCAUACGCCUCAGUCUCGUCAGUAGAGAGAAGUAUUGAGACCACCGGCAUUCGUGCAGCGGGCUGGUGGCAAUAUCUGAUUCUGAUGUCGUUCAUGGCGCACGCGACUUCGUAAUCAACCGAAAUUCCA